Penicillium olsonii is the source of this 2244-nucleotide messenger RNA. The record is from the annotation of a GenBank genome assembly. NCBI's taxonomy places the organism in Eukaryota, Fungi, Ascomycota, Eurotiomycetes, Eurotiales, Aspergillaceae.
AUGUCAGCACCGACAGCCUCUGGGCUGAACGUCAUCGCCCUGAUAUCUGGCGGGAAAGACUCCCUAUACUCCAUCCUCCACUGCAUCAGCAACGGACACAAAGUCGUCGCGCUCGCCAAUCUCUACCCGGAACCGACUCAAACCAGCAGGGAUGACGACGAAGAUAUCGACAGUUUCAUGUACCAGACCAUUGGCCACAGCGUGAUACCCCUCUACGAACAGGCCCUCCGCAUCCCUCUCUACCGCCAGCCCAUCUCAGGCGGCGCCGUCGACACGGCCCGCAUCUAUGGAAAUGUCACCAACGACAAAGACGAGACCGAGUCCCUGGUACCGCUCCUCCAGCGCAUAAAGCAAGCACACCCUGAAGCAAAUGCGGUCUCGGCCGGCGCGAUUCUUUCCACUUAUCAGCGCACUCGGAUUGAAAAUGUCGCAAAUAGACUAGGCCUUGUGCCCCUCGCUUGGCUGUGGAUGUAUCCGUCCCUCCCGCCUCCGGAGGCCAGAAAGUUGGAUCCGCUGGCUAUUGGUCAGACUGGGUUGCUGGAAGACAUGGCUGCUGUCAAAUGCGACGCCCGGAUCAUCAAGGUUGCAUCGGGCGGCUUGGACUCGGGAUUCCUGUGGGAGAAUGUUUCCGGUGCUGAGAGUGGUGGGCGCAUCAUGAGGCGGCGUAUCACGAAGGCUAUGAGUCGGUUUGCGGGUGCGGAAGACAUCCGGGGUGCGGUCCUCGGCGAGGGCGGCGAAUAUGAAACGCUUGCGCUUGACGGGCCUGGGUUUCUAUGGAAGGAGCGAAUCGAGGUCGGGGCCAAGGAGGAGAGGGCCGGUGACGGGGGUGUCGCAUUUGUGAAAUUGCGUCAAGCUCACUGUACGGCCAAAUCGGACAGGGACGUGGCAGAUGGUGUGAAGCCGAGUGAUGUUCGGAGACCGGGAUUGUUGGACGGGGCUUUCGAGUCUGUUCUUGGCUCUAGGUUGGAUGUUUCCUGGUCUGGUGGAUCGAGGAAAAGGGCCAGCUUGGCUCGGUCGCCGGCUUGGUCUGGUUGCGAGCAUGUGCAUCGGCUGACUGGUUCGAGCUGGACGAUUUCCAAUAUCAUUGCGCCUGAGGCUGGUCCCGGGCCUGGGGAGCAGAUGAAAGGAAUUGUACAGAAGGUUGAGCAGAUCUUGAAAUCUUUUAACCAUGCUGAGUCCGGGCCUCGUUCAACAGAGGACAUUGUUUUUGCAACGGUGCUCUUGAAUUCAAUGGCUGAUUUCGGAUCAAUGAACGAUAUUUACGUCUCCAUGUUCGGCAAGCCCAAUCCCCCUGCACGCGUCACAGUAGCUUGUGGAGAUCGCCUGCCUUCAAAUGUCAAAGUCAUGAUUUCCUUUGCAGUUGACCUGGGUGCGAGAGAACGACGCCAAGGCCUGCAUGUACAAUCCAGAUCUUACUGGGCCCCUGCGAAUAUAGGACCAUACUCACAAGCUAUGUCGAUUCCGCUGCGAAAUCCUAGCAGGCUCGUGUACAUUGCUGGUCAAAUUCCUCUCGACCCGGCUUCCAUGGAAAUGACACAGGUUCCCGGGCCCUGGCACGAAGGCUACUGUCUUCGGGCUUUGCUGUCCCUCCAGCACCUCUGGAGAAUCGGUGAAGCUAUGCAGGUGGAUUGGUGGCUCGGCGCAGUUGCUUUCCUGAUCGGCGACGAGCAUACCGAUGACCAAGCCCAGGUAGCGUGGUCCCUCUGGGAGAAGAUGCACACUUUACCAGACAAUGAAGACGAUGAUGACGACGACGGGCCCCAGUUGGACCCAUGGGAUAUAAAAUACGGACGUCGCACCGAAGACUUGACCGAUCACGCUGUAUCUGGUCUACCAAAAUUCACAGCCCUCGUUGAAUCAACCACAUCCAUCCCGCCAUUCCUGGCUGUCCAAGUGGAUCAGCUCCCCCGAGGAAGUGAUAUCGAGUGGCAAGGAUUGGGCAGCCGAUGUGAUCAGGCCAAACAGGAUAUUAAAGGAGCGAUAGCGUCCACUACUGUGGACGGCCAGUUCAAGUAUACUAGUAUCGAGAUCGACGCAGGUUCGUCGAUUGAAAUCUUGGAGCAGAGUCUCAGAUCGGUGAUCGAGACCCACUGUCGAGACUCUAGACUGUCUCAGGCUGUGCUAUAUACCACACACUCGCUGUCUGAGACGUCCUGGCCCGGACAAGUUGUCCCGUGCAGAUCGGUUUGGGGACGGGAAGGUCGCAGGCUGACCGCUGGCGUGGUUUUGCAGCAACUCACUUAG